This is a messenger RNA of Cucumis melo (muskmelon), 2102 nucleotides long. RefSeq names its product NAC transcription factor 56. Bases 544 to 1605 code for a protein of 353 amino acids. Gene Ontology annotation, molecular function: DNA binding. Lineage: Eukaryota; Viridiplantae; Streptophyta; Magnoliopsida; Cucurbitales; Cucurbitaceae. Gene Ontology annotation, biological process: regulation of DNA-templated transcription; system development. The transcript has 3 exons. The record is from RefSeq and is a predicted model, not a curated record.
UUUUUUUUUUUUUUUAUUAUUAUUAUUAUUAUUAUUAUUAUUAUUAUUUUAUUUUGUGGAGAGUGGUCCCCACAUAUCACUCUCACACGUGUCGAAUUACGAUUCUACUUUGAGUUCACACGCGGCGGCCAUUUAACGGCUCCAGUUAUACUUCGCAUCAGCCUCCGGUAGCCAUCCUCUACAUCAUAUUCCUUCAACUCUCUGCUCGAAUCAAUCCUCUAUUCAAGGGACUCUAUACACCCUAAUGCCCCCCCCCCCUACCUUCCACGCGCUCGCAUCCCAUUUGCUUCACCUUAAACACUAACGUACUCCCACCCGCGCCAGAUCAUGCCCAGCUCUCUUUCUACUCCGUUUAAAAGAUCAGCUUUGCCUGUUUUGUGCAACAUUUUUUAGUUACUCAAAAAAAAAAAAAAAAAAAAAAAAAAGAGAAAAGAAAAAAGAAAUAAGAAACCCCAUUUUCCUAAUUCCCACCAUUUUCUUCCUCCUCUUCUUCUCCACAAAAUUUUACAUUAAUCCAUCGGAAAAAAACAUAAGAACUGGGUCAUGGAGAGCACCGACUCAUCGGCCGGCCCACAGCAGCCGAAUUUACCGCCUGGGUUCCGAUUUCACCCGACCGAUGAAGAGCUCGUCGUUCACUAUCUCAAAAAGAAAGCCAAUUCUUCCCCUUUGCCCGUCGCCAUCAUCGCUGAGGUCGAUCUCUACAAAUUCGAUCCUUGGGAGCUUCCGGCAAAAGCUACGUUUGGAGAACAGGAAUGGUACUUCUUUAGUCCAAGGGAAAGGAAGUACCCAAAUGGCGCGCGACCGAAUCGAGCAGCGACGUCUGGGUAUUGGAAGGCGACGGGGACGGAUAAGCCGGUGUUGGCCGCGGAUGGAAGUAAUCAGAAAGUUGGGGUGAAAAAGGCGCUAGUAUUCUACGGCGGAAAGCCGCCUAAAGGAAUCAAAACCAAUUGGAUUAUGCAUGAAUAUAGGUUGGCGGAUAAUAAGCCUUGUAUCAAUAAGCCUCCUGGCUAUGAUUUGGCCAACAAGAAAAACUCUUUGAAGCUCGAUGAUUGGGUAUUAUGCCGAAUAUACAAGAAGAACAACUCACAUAGGCCAAUGGAUCAAGAAAGGGAAGAUUCAAUGGAAGAAAUGAUAGGAUCAAUACCACAUUCCUUGAGGCUAAAUGAUCAAUAUCCAAAGUUGGGUAUUAAUUACACUACAUUGCUUGAAAAUGACCAAAAUUUGCUUCAAGGAAUAGUGGCCAACAAUAGCAAUGAUAAUAAUAAUAAUGGAGCUCUUAGCAAUGCUACCAAUUCAAAACGUCCUGCCUCUCUUUUUUGGACUGAUGAAGAUCAAGAUCAUUCAGGUAUUUCAUCAAACAAGAGAUUACAUUUUGAAAACACUACUACUGAUGGGGCUUCUACUUCCAUUACAAGGACUCAUAGUAGUAAUCACAAUAAUCUCCAAAGUUCAACUUCCUCCUUCACCACUCUACUCACCAACCUCCCGCAAACGCCACCCCCACCUAUGCACCACCACGGUGGCGCACACUCCGUCCUUGCUUCCAUUGGAGAUGGCCUUUUCCGUCCUGCAUAUCAAAUCCCAGGUGCAAAUUGGUACUCUUAGACAAUCCAGUUCAAUUCAACCCAAUUAGUAAGAUUUCUAUCAGGUAAAUUUAAGUUUUUAAACUAAAUGAUUUAGAUUUUAGAGAAAUGUUAUUUGGAUAUAUAGGUAUUGAGGGGUUUUAGUUUGGUAGUAGGUAAUGUAAUUGGUAUAUAGAGACAUUUUCCAGAUUAAAGAAAAUAAACUUAAAAAAAAAAAAAAAACACACUCUUUGAUGACCAAUUUCAAAAUUGAGGGCAUAGAUUAAUAUUUUCUACAUAAUUAUAGAUUCCAUACCCAUUUGAAAGGAGGCCAAUGUAUACAUAUAUAUUUUCUUUCCUCUUUUUUUUUUUUUUUUUUUUUUUUGUUUGAAGAAAUAGAACAGUGGUAAAAACCCUUUUGUACAGAGUAGUUAAUUAAUCAUAUUAUAUGAUCUAUUUAUAUGCAUAAUGUAAAAUCUAAAUUAAAUGUACUGCUUCUUUAUAUAAUUUUAAUUUGAUGCAAAUUUAAUUAUAAUUUCA